ACUUCCUGCUUAAAGUGUUAUUAAACAAGAGAAAAAUAUUUAGUCUUGUUAUUUCAAGAAUAGUUCUAAUAGUGGACGGAAUCUAAACCACUAACUGUAAAUUUUACAUUGGCAACGAAAGUUUUGUAGCGUUGUGUUCCAAAAUCUGUCAACCUAUGCCUAAAAUGGAUUACGGUAAACUGGCUCAAGAGAAAAACGAUGCAAAUACCGUUGAGAAUUUACCAAUCAUCGUGUAUAUGUCGAUUGUUUGUUCUGCUGGCAUCGUCGGGAAUUUCGUCGCCUUGCUGUUUUACGUUUCAAGGACAAAUAAAUCAUCUGCAACCUUAGCGCUAACUGCACUGUCUGGAAACGAUUUUAUUUGCUCUGUAGUACUGCUUGCAACUACAGCUGGGCUCGUUCAUUCGAUGACGUACACAAAUGAGGCGGCGUGCAAACUUCAGGGAUUCCUUAACCACGUGUUUGUUAUGAAUUCCAUCUUUUUGCUAUUCAUCUUAGCCCUGGAUCGGUACUUUAGCAUCUGCAAGACAUCAUCAUGGAAGUCACUAUUUGCAAAAAGGAAAAAUGUGGUGUGUAACAUCGUUUGCACCACAGCACUUUCAAUUCUGUUUUCAAUACGAGAACUUGUCUUUUUCGAAGCUGGACCCAUAGUUUUUACUGUAGCCGAGAAUGUAACCGUCAUAGGUAACCACUGCAUGAUAACCGGAGAAAAGCGUCUCGCAAAAAUUGUCACCGCUUUUAACAUUAUUGACUUCAUUGUGAUCCUCGUUAUUAUGAUCGUAAUGCUAACUCUGUAUGCAUUUAUCAUACGUAAGGUUUCUUCUGUUGGCAAACGUCGUCGUGCAACGCCCAAUAAUAUUGCUUCGGACGAUAGCAAAUCAACUGAAGUUUCAGACAUCUCUUCAAAGGCUGUAAAACAAAGUCCAAAUGAAAGUGCAGAUGUUGUAAGAGAUAGACCUACAACAAUUCACCCUAAGACUAUACAUUUAAGCAACACAGAUCACUGGAGCUCGACAAUCGAACGACGGCUGACUCAGAUGGUAUUUAUUCUUACGUUGGCAUCCGUCUUGAGUUUUGUCCCUUACUUCAUCGUGUCAAUAAUAGCUCAAAUUCAUAAAGUGCUGCCCGAUUUGGGCUAGGAUUGUAUACAGGUCUUAUGCUUUGAAUUCCUCUUUGAACCCUUAUCUGAUAGGAUACUACAACUCGGAAUUUCGGGCGUUCAUUAAAAAGAUCAUUACUUGCCGUUUCUUGCCAAGUUUAAGAAGAAACUAAAUGUUUAAAUACUUAUUUUCGAAUCUAAAGCCCUUCAUGUAAACCUAUUAUAUAUCUGUAGGUGUGUAUCGAUGCCGUUGUAUAUAUAUAUAUAUAUACGUUUAAAUACACUUUUUAAUAAACUUAAUUAGAAUGCGAAUUGUGAAAUAACACGUAAAAUAUCGACACAACGCAAAACGGUCUAAACUAUAUAUCAUGUUUAACAUUUACAAAAGACAUCCUGUUUACCAAUGUUCCGGAUCGAAAACAUGUAAACUGUAAUACGAUCGUUGAAUCAUGAAUUAAUAUUGUAUGCAAUGCAAACGCUGAUUGUGUAAGUCGAUAAAUCCUUCAUUUACGGAUGUUAUGUAUAAAACACGAUGUUUCUAUAAAACAUGUCAUAAUGUUGUUAAAUUUGCAUACUAUAUUGAUUCGUUUGAAUUUGGAGAAUGUUUCUGUAAACAACCUACAUAUCUGUAUCGUGCAGCAGUGAUUUGUCAUAUUAUAUGAGGUGAAAGGUUGCCUUUAUCUCAUAUUAUUGAUCAAGACUUGUUACAAAUAUAAAAUUAAAUUCACAAAUUCAAUUUAUUGGGCACUGUACUAUUAGCGAAUGAGUUAAACUCACAUAUAACUUGGAUUAUAGUGCCUCUGACAUAUGCGUACCCGAUAUUGGUACUUCCGAUUAUGAGGUUUAUAAGCCGUUGUGCAGCGUGUUUCACGAGAGAAGUGAUGUUAUGCGCACGGAAAUAUAUGUACACUAAACUAACCUAUCUUCGCAAAGCCACCUCACUUAGAAUGAGAUCGAUGAGUUAAAGGAUUUCCAAGAGAGCGAGUUUUACGAAAACUGACGAAAUAUAACGAGAGCGCCGAUGGCGUUAAAAGCAUAGGUGCAAGAUACAGGGAAGUUGCUGCUUAAGUAAAUGUUUAGGGAACAGUUGACUGAAUGAAAAACUAAACGGCUAUCAAGAAGAAAAGUUAUUUUUAAGAUUAAGUACAAAUAAUGAAACAGGAAGUGAGGAAAUAUUGCAAAUCUUCCUAUAGCAAUCGGAACAUCAGGAACACGUAUUAAGUGAGCUUGGUAUUUUGCGAGAAAGUAAAUGCCCGGAUGUAAAUGUUAUUUUUGGCUGGACGUUUAUUUCUGUUGUUGUUUUAAUUUGGACAAGAAUAGCUUCCUACAGAUGUGUCCGUUGUUUGUGUAAUGAAAAGAUGAAGUAACUCAUAACAAUUACAUGUUCCUGAGAGAUAUUUGUACAAUGUGGUAAUGAACGUUAUCAUUAAUAUGUGCGAGACAGAACGACUUUUUCAUUCGGAAAAAAACAGUCGGUAAUUUCAAACAAUUACCGACUAUUUAAACAGAUAAUCUCUCCAUUUACAUCAGUGUUUGAAACGCUGAUGAAAAAUAAUUACCCAAGCCUUUCAAAAUUUAAGCACGGACAGAUCUGUAUCGAACUAUUCUUUUCACAAAUGAAAAUAGACGCUACCCUAUUCGUCUGCGUCAAGAAUUUGUCGUAAAAAUUGUGGUAAGCGUUAGAUGCAGACGUGCACAACAGAUUUAGUUCUGAAUACAUAUUUCUGAAUGCAAAUUUUAUAGAAACUCCUCACAGCAGUUACUUCCCUUGCUUCGCCCGGUCAAUAACUUCUAGUAUAAGGGAGACCACUGCGUAGGAGAUUGAGAUUUAUAGUGCAGAUAGAAUUGUUUUACGAACGAAAUUUGUUUUAGGUUAUAAGAAGAUUUUUUGACAUAAAACGGUCUUUAAAAAAUUCACUUAAAACGAUGUCAUCAAUAUUCUUGAAAGAAAACGUUAGAAAAAUGUUUCCAAAUAAAAAAAUGUUGAAUUA
This is a messenger RNA of Dreissena polymorpha, 3087 nucleotides long. RefSeq names its product rhodopsin, GQ-coupled-like. Gene Ontology annotation, biological process: neuropeptide signaling pathway. The record is from RefSeq and is a predicted model, not a curated record. The transcript is spliced from 2 exons. Bases 156 to 1136 code for a protein of 326 amino acids. Gene Ontology annotation, cellular component: membrane. Gene Ontology annotation, molecular function: G protein-coupled peptide receptor activity. Lineage: Eukaryota; Metazoa; Mollusca; Bivalvia; Myida; Dreissenidae.